ACGUGACUCCAAGGAGGCGGGGACAGGAGAGCUGGAAGGACUGGCAGGCGCGGGGAGGGGUGGGGGGUGUCGAUCUGAAUAAUUGAGGAGCUGUUCAGCAGCGGCGGCUGCCUCCUGCUUUCCUUCGCGGGCACCACCACCACCCCCCAUCACAGCCAGAGAAACAGCCCUGCUCAGUGACAGCGGACCGCCAGCCACCAGCCUCGGCAGCCAUUCCGGGGGCUCCAGUCCUCUGAUAUUCAUGCCCAGGAGAAGGCCGCUGUGGGUCCCUCAGGACCUUUCCUAAGCAGGGGAUUCCCAUUCACUAGAUGACUUCCAGAACCAUUCACUAAGGCUUCUGUAGCCCUCCUCCAUCUGCUGAGCUUCACUGCAAGCCCUACCACUCAAGAUGAGUGGCUUCCUGGCCUCGCUGGACCCCCGGAGGGUACAGUGGGGGGCUGCCUGGUAUGCCGUGCACUCCAGGAUCCUACGCACCAAACCGGUGGAGUCCAUGCUGGAGGGGACUGGGGCCACCACGGCACAUGGCACCAAGCUGGCCCAGGUACUCACCACUGUGGACCUCAUCUCUCUCGGAGUUGGCAGCUGUGUGGGCACUGGCAUGUAUGUGGUAUCUGGCCUGGUGGCCAAGGAAAUGGCAGGGCCUGGUGUCAUUGUGUCCUUCAUUAUUGCUGCAGUUGCAUCUAUAUUAUCAGGAGUGUGCUACGCAGAGUUUGGAGUCCGCGUCCCCAAGACCACAGGAUCUGCUUAUACCUACAGCUAUGUCACGGUUGGGGAAUGUGUGGCAUUUUUCAUUGGCUGGAACCUGAUCCUGGAGUACCUGAUUGGCACUGCGGCUGGUGCCAGUGCUCUGAGCAGCAUGUUUGACUCACUGGCAAACCACACCAUCAGCCGCUGGAUGGUGAACAGCGUGGGAACCCUCAAUGGCCUGGGGAAAGGUGAAGAAUCAUACCCAGACCUUCUGGCUCUGCUGAUUGCAGUCAUUGUGACCAUCAUUGUUGCUCUGGGAGUGAAGAACUCCGUGGGCUUCAACAACGUCCUCAAUGUGCUGAACCUGGCAGUGUGGGUGUUCAUCAUGAUUGCGGGCCUCUUCUUCAUCAAUGGGAAAUACUGGGCUGAGGGCCAGUUCCUGCCCCAUGGCUGGUCUGGGGUGCUGCAAGGAGCAGCCACAUGUUUCUACGCUUUCAUUGGCUUUGAUAUCAUUGCUACCACUGGAGAAGAAGCCAAGAAUCCUAACACAUCCAUACCAUAUGCUAUCACCGCCUCUCUGGUCAUCUGCCUGACAGCAUAUGUGUCUGUGAGUAUGAUCUUAACUCUGAUGGUGCCAUAUUACUCCAUUGACACCGAAUCCCCACUCAUGGAGAUGUUUGUGGCUCAUGGCUUCUAUGCUGCAAAAUUUGUAGUGGCCAUCGGGUCAGUUGCAGGAUUGACAGUCAGCUUGCUGGGCUCCCUCUUCCCAAUGCCAAGGGUCAUUUAUGCCAUGGCCGGUGAUGGGCUCCUUUUCAGGUUCCUGGCUCACGUCAGCUCCUACACAGAGACGCCAGUGGUGGCCUGCAUCGUGUCAGGGUUCCUGGCCGCUCUCCUCUCGCUGUUGGUCAGCCUGAGAGACCUGAUAGAAAUGAUGUCCAUUGGCACACUCCUCGCCUACACCUUGGUCUCUGUCUGCGUCUUGCUUCUUCGAUACCAACCGGAGAGUGACAUUGAUGGCUUUGUCAAGUUCUUGUCUCAGGAGCACACAAAAAAGAAGGAAGGCAUUCUGGCUGACUGUGAGAAGGAAGCUUGUUCUCCUGUGAGUGAGGGGGAAGAGUUUUCUGGCCCAGCCACCAACACUUGUGGGGCCAAGAACCUGCCGUCCUUAGGAGACAAUGAGAUGCUCAUCGGGAAAUCAGACAAGUCAACCUACAAUGUCAACCACCCCAACUACGGCACCGUGGACAUGACCACAGGCAUAGAAGCAGAUGAAUCUGAGAACAUUUAUCUCAUCAAGCUGAAGAAGCUGAUUGGGCCCCGUUACUACACCAUGAGAAUCCGGGUAGGCCUUCCAGGCAAAAUGGACCGGCCCACAGCAGCAACAGGGCACACGGUGACUAUCUGUGUGCUCCUGCUCUUCAUCCUCAUGUUCAUCUUCUGCUCCUUCAUCAUCUUUGGUUCUGACUACAUCUCAGGGCACAGCUGGUGGGCCAUCCUUGUGGUUGUUCUAAUGGUGCUGCUGAUCAGCAUCCUGGUGUUCGUGAUUCUGCAGCAGCCUGAGAACCCCAAGAAGCUGCCCUAUAUGGCCCCCUGCCUCCCCUUUGUGCCUGCUUUUGCCAUGCUGGUGAAUAUCUAUCUCAUGCUAAAGCUGUCUACCAUCACAUGGAUCCGGUUUGCGGUCUGGUGCUUUGUGGGUGUGCUCAUUUACUUUGGGUAUGGCAUCUGGAACAGCACCCUGGAAAUCAGCGCCCGAGAGGAGGCCCUGCACCAAAGUACAUACCAGCGCUACGAUGUGGACGACCCCUUCUCGGUGGAGGAGGGUUUUUCCUAUGCCACAGAAGGCGAGAGCCAGGAGAACUGGGGCGGGCCUGCUGAAGACAAAGGCUUCUAUUACCAACAGAUGUCAGAUUCGAAGGCAAACAACCGGACAAGUAGCAAAGCAAAGAGCAAAAGCAAACACAAACAGAACUCAGAGGCCCUGAUUGCAAAUGAUGAGUUAGAUUACUCUCCAGAGUAAGCAUAAACAUGGAGAGGGUAGAAAUGGUGAUUGGUUUUCAGCAACUUCGCUUGUGGGCUAGAAGGUGAACACUUUUUUUCACUCUUUUUUCCCCAAAGUCAAUCCCUAAUCAUAGCCUAUCUCUUGCUAUUUUUGCUCAUCAGAAUGGUUCUACAGAAGGGUUUAACCCAGGGCUCCUAACUGGUUCCCUUGUGAAAAAGAAUAAGCAAGAGGAUAUAUGAAAUUCUAUUUAAGGUGCAGCCGGCAGAGGUGAUGGUAGCAAAUGUUUCCCUGGCCUCUGCUUUGCUGGUUGAAUUAUUUUGCUUCUUACUGAGACCUCGCAAAGCAAGGGGCAAGCUCCUGGAGCCCCAAAGAGGCUGCAGCUUUUUUGGAGAUGCAACCAAGUGGUCGUGGCAGCAUUUCAGCCACCUGUGAGCACAAAGGUAUAGCUAGGUAGCGUGUCAGGCUAAGCGCCGCUCCCAGGUCAGUGUGAUCAGGUGGAUGUCAGCAUUCCUCAGUAACGAGACAGCCCCAAAACAUCAUGGAGAAGACACAUACUUCCCCUUUUUUUCAUCCCUAUUCUCCCAGUUUCCAAACAAUGUUUUAGGGUCCAGCAAAGGAAAGGACUCUCAGGCCAUUUCCACAAAGGUUUCAGAUUCAGACCAAAUAACAUGGUUAAGAGGCACCAUCAAAACUCUACUUAAAUGCCCAGGAAAAAAAAAUUAAAUAACCAUCCCUCACCGUGAAGGCCAGAAAGGCUUGGCAGAAAUUAACUGUCUGUCAUGUUUUCCCUUAUAUCACACUCUGAACUCCUGCUGAUAUGGUGACGGAGGGCAAAGGUGAAGCAUGAUUUCAUGGCACUAAUAUGCCUUGAAGAAGUGAGCCAUUUGUUUUAUAAUCUGAUAAAAAUCUUUGCAAGGAGAAGUGACCCAGCCACUGCGAUCACAUUGCAACUCUACUUCAUAUUUCUAAAAUUAUAAAUUCUGUAGUUUGUUUUUGUUUUUUUUUUUAGACAUGGAACCACUUGAUUGGCAGGUGCUACCUUGGAAACAAAAAAUAUUGAAGCACUGUUACUUGGGUGAUUACAUUCCAUGAGAUCAUGUUUCACUUCUGAACCUUAUGCCUCUGGGGUAGCUUACUUUUUAGAAUAUUUCUCUUUAUUACUUCCCAAAGCAGUUUCCCUGAAGUCCAGGGAAAUAUCUACCUGAUAAGGUCUAAAUUGAGGCCAUGAGGAUUCUUAAAAGAAUUUUCUCUGAAACAGAAAAAAAUCACAUGGGCUGUAAAUUCUCCUAUUGAUUUUCAAGGAUUUCCACUGGUUGCAUUGAGUUAGUAUGCAUGUAUGUGAAGAUAAUGAUUUUUAAUCAAGCUAAAAUCUUUGUGAGAAUUUUCUGGAAGGGACAAAACAGCAAGUUUCUUGACUUCCCUUUUCUCAAUUUAUUAGCCUGCCUAAAGUUGCCCAACACACAUCAACUAACAGUUAAAUCUAUUCUUAAAACUUGAGGCUCAUGCCUUGGUAGAAAAGGUAAAGUUCAUUUUUUCGUUCAAUUAACAGUUAUUGAGAAUAGCUCAAGAGCUAAGUGAAAAGGAUGAGAAGAAAUAUAAUAUCUGCCCUUCCAGCCCACUAUUCAAAUAAAGAGGAGAAGCUCCAGGGUGUGAUAAACAGGUAAAACAACCAUCUUGACAAGUCCUUGUGACUGAUUCACUUGGGCUUCAACAUAACACAAAAAAGUCAAUUGAAAGUCGAUUUUCGUAAAUAACACUUUUAAAUAAAUUGUAUAUCAUGCCCACAGCCAAUGUCUACCAUUAAAUUCUAAUAACUACCAUUUUUAAGAUUUUUUUUAUUCUUCCUUAUUAACUGUUUAGAACUCUGGUUUCCUGAGUACAUUUUGUCAUGCUUAAUGAUGCUGUGUUUUCUGUUCCCUAAACAUAACCGUAAAGGUACAGGGCCUGGUCUGUGAUGUAUAUCCUUGGGAAUUAACUGUAGACUAAUUAUCAACAACCUUUGUGAAGACAAAGCUUCAAACUGGCUUUAAGACUCAAGAAAUCUGACUAAAUAGGUAAGCUUGACACAGUCUAGACAGAAGGCGUGGAAUUAUAGUCAUUAAAUAUGUUCAAGAAAAACAUAAGUGUAAAAUAACAAAAACUUAACAUGGGUAAGAGAAUUUCCUUUAAUGUAUGAGGUUUAGGUCUUAUAGUACCUAUAUUUUGAUGGCAGGUGUAUGUGUUUCUAUAACAUGAGAAGGAAGAACACAUGCUUUAGCUGAUACCAUUGAUGUCAUUUUUGUGCAGAUCCUAUGAACUAUUCUCACUUCAGAAAUCAUUUUUCCCAAAUACUGUCUUUAUAUAUUUUAAGCUUUGCUCUUUGUUUGUUUGUUUGUUUUUGUUUUU
Fukomys damarensis (Damara mole-rat) is the source of this 5071-nucleotide messenger RNA. It is a transcript of the gene Slc7a14, whose product is annotated as solute carrier family 7 member 14. The transcript is spliced from 8 exons. Gene Ontology annotation, cellular component: plasma membrane. Lineage: Eukaryota; Metazoa; Chordata; Mammalia; Rodentia; Bathyergidae. Gene Ontology annotation, biological process: amino acid transport; transmembrane transport. The coding region runs from base 389 to 2704 and encodes 771 amino acids. Gene Ontology annotation, molecular function: amino acid transmembrane transporter activity. The record is from RefSeq and is a predicted model, not a curated record.